AAUUAGGCCUUCUGGAAGGCUGUCCAUUCCUUUGGUUGAUUUUUGAUAUUGAGAUAGAUUCUCUGUCCCUCUCUUCUGUCUCUUAACCCAGACCCACGUUCUUUCCAUUCGCUCCUCUCCUUCUUUCACAUUGAUUGAUGUUUAUCGCUAUCAUUUAAAAAAAAUCUCAAAUACUUGAAACAGUGGAAGAUAAUGGCCAGGGGAAAGUUGGGAAAAUCGCGACCACUCCGACAGACAGAUGCUAUCUCGACCCCGGUGUUGAAGUAUUCGGAUGCGGUUCCACGAAAUGAUCUGAAGGCGAUCAACCAUGGCGUCAGCUACAGUCGUCCAAUUCACCAGUCCCCGUGGUUGGAUCCACGCCCGACCACGUCGCAAGACCGGCGCAUGAAGAAAACAGAGAAAACCGAGGGUGUUCCGCCACCACCGGGGCUCGAUUUUCGAAUGGCUGGCCCGCCUGCCGCUGCUGUCCAGUCGCCAACAGGGACGGGCUCGAGAGGAGACGCCGCCAUGAUUGGUAUCGCCUUAGGAGGUCCGGGAUUGGGAGAACCCGAGAGCAUGACGGCGCAGACGCAACAGAGCCCGCCGCCUCCGGUUCCAGAGGGAGAAGACCCCCAAGCGUUGCUGCGCAAGUCAAGUAAAUGGAGGAAAAUCGGGGGGUUAUUCAAGGCGAAGAGCGCAAUGGCAGCAAAUGUGAACAAGCCGUUUUAUCAGGUUCGCUCCGGUAAUGACUGGCCACUGCAAGAUUCUUCCUCCCAUUCAGUAGACUUGAAAUCUCGACCGGCAGUGGAAACCCAGCGGAGCCCUGUUCAAAAUACGGAGGCCUGGCCCUGUCUGGUCCCCGAAUCAGAGCCCCAUGCGCCGCCAGGUCCUUUACUCCAGGUGGAAAUCCCGAACGUGGAGAUGGAAAGGUAUAGUGUGAUGUUUGGCGGUCUUUUGCAGAAGGGUCAGCCUUCUUCAUGGAACAGACGGAGUAGAACCCUGGAUGGUGUGGCCGUCAAAAAGAACGAAGUAACAUCGAAAGUCCUGGGCUCUCACAACCUACCGCAGGGCACCGAUAUUUUGCGCAAAACCCCGACACACCCGUUAGAAUCACGGCCGGAAAGUCCUGCGAGCGAAGAUGAAGAUGAUCAUGUUACCCUCCCCGUCUCCGUCCAAGAACAACAACCACCACCACCACCAUCGCAUCAUCAGCCACAAGAGUCCGCCACUUCAGGACCAGGCGCGGAACCGCAGCUCGCUCAUAAAGUAGACAUAACCCCAAACCACGUCGACGCGCAAGAACCCCAGUGGGAGAUGAUGGUCCAUAGAAAAAACCAACAAGUCGAGGAACCAAAGCCGAAACUCAGACUCGACACACAGAAUCUCCGCCCAAGUGCCACAAACAGCCGCUCGACCUCGCCCUCCUCCUCCCCCGCCUCCUCCCUGCUAUCUCCCCUGAGCGCCGUGAAACGACGCGACGGCCAAGCACUGUCAUCAUCAUCAUCAUCAUCAUCAUCAUCAUCAUCAUCCCCUAUAGGCCCCAAACCCACAGGGCUGACUCCCCGAUCAGCGCAUCUCCCGCGCAACCACGACGCGAUCCCCGCGAUUGAAGUGUCAGUCGCGAGAUCCGUCUCCGUCUCCAGGGGUAAGAAACAGGUUAUCGUGCCGGUUCGACCGCGCGCUGACCGGUUGAACACCAACGAGCGCCUGGUUGUCAAGCGAGUCAAUACGCCCAAAGUCACCGAUGGCCAAUACGGCCACCGACACGGAAAUUCCCAAGAUGCAAGAAUUGAAAUGGCCUAA
Aspergillus ochraceoroseus IBT 24754 is the source of this 1782-nucleotide messenger RNA. RefSeq lists its product as uncharacterized. Lineage: Eukaryota; Fungi; Ascomycota; Eurotiomycetes; Eurotiales; Aspergillaceae. The transcript is spliced from 2 exons. The coding region runs from base 193 to 1782 and encodes 529 amino acids. The record is from RefSeq and is a predicted model, not a curated record.